CUGUGUCUCUUACUGGUGAGAAAAUCCCUGUAAAGAUAUUGCGGGAUACUGCUGCUUCUCAAUCCUUUAUUUUGGAGGGGAUUUUGCCGUUAACUGAUGACACUGCAAUUGGUUCGGAUGUGCCGGUUCGUGGUUUUGGCAUGCAAGACAUUGGUGUUCCUCUGCACAGAGUCGUGAUCCAGUCUGAGCUGUGGUCUGGUGACGCUGUGGUUGGAGUGCGCCCUAGUUUUCCCAUACCGGGCGUCUCCAUGAUCCUGGGCAACGACUUGGCUGGGGGUCGAGUGUUAGUUACUCCAGACGUUACACCCGUCCCGGUGUUGCGCACCUGUCCAGAUGAGCUUGCUCGUACCUUCCCGGAUGUGUUCACGUCGUGCGCAGUUACGCGCGCGGCACUUAAGCGUCAACAAGAGGAAGAUAAAGAUGACCUGGAUUUGAGUGAAACUUUUCUAUGCGACGCUGAACCCGAACAUGUCCCAUUAAAGAAAAGUGUGGAGGAGGACAUGUUUGAUGUCCAGGCUCUGUCAUUGUCCAGACAGCAGCUGAUGACGCUCCAAAAAACUGACAAAAGCUUAGCAUCUUUGUUUAACGAUGCAUUAUCUGAUAAGUCUGACUUCAUGUCUACUGGUUAUUUUUUAAAUGAUGGGGUUUUGAUGUGUAAAUGGACGCCUUUGAAUGUCUCCCAAGUUGAAGAAUGGAGUGUUGUAAAACAAGUUGUUGUCCCAGCCCCAUAUCGACCAGAGAUUUUGCGACUAGCACGUGACAGUCCACUAGCUGGUCACCUUGGCAUAAAGGAAACUUAUGAUCGCAUUUUGCGUCAUGUCUUUUGGCCAGGGUUGAAGAGUGAUGUCGUGCGCUACUGUAAUUCGUGUCAUUUCUGUCAAGUAUCUGGAAAACCCAAUCAGAUAGUCCCUCCUGCUCCGUUGUAUCCCAUUCCAGCCAUCUCUGAACCAUUUGAGCGAGUAUUGGUUGACUGUGUGGGUCUGUUGCCUCGAACCAAAGCGGGGAAUAAGUUCUUGGGGUCUAACUUUAUGUCUAAAGUAUUUGCGCAGGUUUUAAAUCAACUUGACAUAAAGCACCGUCAUUGA
Molecule: messenger RNA, 1085 nt
Organism: Xiphophorus couchianus (Monterrey platyfish)
Lineage: Eukaryota; Metazoa; Chordata; Actinopteri; Cyprinodontiformes; Poeciliidae
Exons: 2
Coding region: 141-1085 (314 amino acids)
Source: RefSeq, a predicted model, not a curated record